GUACAACUGUCUUUUUCCCCACCGUCAAAAUAUAAGUUUGGACAGUCCAAUUUAAAUGGUCUAUCUUAAUUCAAACCGUUAGUGUAUGCCUGUUUUUUACCACCAUACCGGAAUAAUAAAAAACAAAACAAAACAAAAAAAGUUCAAUUUUGCAGUUGAUGAUUCGCCAGGAAGUUAAUGAAAUAGCGUCCCUGCUGUCUUGUGCACAUCUUCAAGACGAGAAGCGGAACAUGAGCAGGUAUUCCAUCUACAGCCUGUUGGAUUGGGUCUACGGGGGCGUAGACCCCAAGUUCGAGGGAAAUGGGGGGCCCGAGUGCGCGGCGUUUCUCCCCUUCAAACAGCGGCUUGUCGAGAGUAUUUUUAUCAUCUUCGCAUCCGCCAUAGAAAUCGUAAUAGCACUGAGGAAAAUCCAGCAGAGUAAAGAACUGAAAGAAAUGACAAAGGCGGCGUGUGAACACAAGAAAGAGGAAAGCUUCGGGAAGAACCUGUUGCUGGUAGCGCUGUGUCUCACAUUCGGCGUGGAACUCGGGUUCAAGUUUGCCACGAAGACUUUGAUCUACCUGCUGAACCCUUGCCAUGUUGUCACAAUGUUGCAGAUUUUCCUCCUUGUUUGUCCUCCAGGCAGACUAGCAACGAUAGUCUUUAGGAUGCAGAUUCACAUGCUCAAUGGAGCACUGUUGGCCCUUCUGUUCCCUGUUGUCAACACCAGGCUGCUUCCCUUUGAGAUGGAGGUCUACUAUAUCCAGCACAUCAUGCUGUAUGUUGUGACAGUCUACCUGCUCAGGAAAGGAGGUGUGUACAUGGCAGAGCCUCUAGGGGAUUUCUCGUGGGCUCUGCUUUCCUCUGGACUCCUGUUCUUCUAUCACUUCACCUUCCUGCAGACCCUGGGACUGGUGACCCAAGUGAAUCUGAACAACAUGCUGUGCCCGGCCGUGUCGGACCCCUUCUACGGGCCCUGGUACCGAGUGUGGGCGACGGGACACCAGACCACCCUGACGCUGCUCCACGGGAAGAUCCUGACAGGGCUGUUCUAUUGCGCUGUGCACUCCUACCAGUACCUUCUGGACUCUGUCAGACUGAGAACUAAAAAAAUCCACUGAGCCUUGGCUGGCUUCCACACUUUCAUUUAGAAAAGAAAAAACAAACCAUUUCACUACCGAGUAUUGCUUUACAGAUUUAGGGUGUUUUUAUUUAAACUCAUUUAUUUCAGGGCCAGGAAACUCAAUGCAUCACUGCCUGUGCUAGAACACAGGCACUGGGAUGAUUAUUUUUUGAGGGAGGGGGAGGGGAGGGAUGCAUGCAUUUGUUAGCAGGUGUUUGUUCUUGGUAGUGAAAGGUGUAUUGUUUUUUUUUUUUAAUGUGCCUUGGAAUGACUUGCUGCUGUUUGCUUUUUUAAGGGAAAUCAUUGUUGCUGUUCAGAAUGGUCUCUGCAGUUUUUAGUUUUUGUUAAACUGUGAAAUGGGCCAACACUCCAUCGAGGGGUGCAGUAGCCCCAGUUAUUUUAAACGUUUUUUUUUGUCUGCUACUUAGUUUUUGUGCAAAAAGAAAAAAGUUAUUUUCCAGCUCUGUAGAGACAAUGCAUUAAAUAUGAUGUGGAUGACAAUCCUUUGCCAGUUUGAGCAGAUGUGCGCCAGAUUUUGAUGGGUCCUGCAUCAGGUAUUUGCAAUCUGAUCUAAAGCCAGGACUUUGAGCACCAACCUGUAUCUACUGUAGUUAUGUUGGGAAGUGGUAAUGUCAGAUUUGAGUGAGCAAGGUACAGUACAGUAUGCAGAAGGCGGUUGAUAAACUGGGGUGCCUUUCUUCUGAAGAAAAAUAAAUAUUAAAAAAAAUGUGAAUUCAUCAAGAACCCGAGACUUACUUGGCACUGCAACGGAAUUAGUUCACUUGUAGGUCUAUUCAAUCAGUGCUUUUCAACCCUGGUCCUUGAGCACCCGUAACUGUACAGCUUUUUGUAACAUAUUUAUUUUAAACAUGCAUUGCUUUCCAGUGCCCAGAAAACAGCACCGACAGCCAGCCUCUGGCUUUAAACGGUGUGUAGCUGCAGGGAUUUCUCUACAGCCUCUAAAUGUGUAAUAAUCAAACAGAACCAGAAAGGUUAGUAUUUGUAUAAAACUGAGACUGUAGCAAAACACAGUUCAAACCUCAACAGCGGGGGUAGGAGUGUAUGGUAAACAUUUGGUGAAGAUUGGUGUAAAAUGUAGUGCGACAAAAGGAUGAAACACAAACCUGGAGCGUGGAGUGUACUUGAAGACCAGUUUAAUCUAUAUCUCCCCUCUGACAGAGGUCCUGUGAGAUCUCUCAAUCAAAGGGAACCCUUAGCAGGGGCUGGAAGCGUUCAAGCUUUUUUUUUUUUUUUCUUGUAUUUAGGAAGCCAAUUACCUCAAAGUGAAUCUCUGUACAGUACUGUAUGCCUUAAUUCACAUUACAAAAAACAUUUUGUAGUAACAAGAUCUAUUUUAAUUCCCAAUUAACUAAUUCAUUGAGUUUUUAUGGUUAAUAUUUCAGUUAAACCUGUCGAUGGCAUCUUGUAAUGCUUCAGUCCACCUCAACACAGGUGCAUGCUUUUGUUCACAAACAGAUCGAGCCAUUGUAGAAUUGAAAAAUCUGCAGUUUUACACAACGAAUUAGGUGAUUGCAGAAAGCAGAUAUCCUUCUCAAGGUAUUAAGGAAACCUUGUGUCAACUGGAAGCAUCUUAUACAUACAAAUAUUUAGAAGAUAUUUCAGUGUAGGUCCUCACGUCAUUCAGCUGCACCGUAUGCUGUGCGUGUAGAAAACAUGCCAUAUGUAGUACACCUUUGUGUGCCUAAUUCCUCAUGAAUUGCCCUCUGUUCUGUAAUACAUCAAUUCUGAUCAGUAAUGUUUCAGGUCAGUAUCAGUCUUAACAGGACAGUACAAGCUACAGGCUUGACUGGUAGGUGCUACUGAGGCUGCAGGAAAACACAUAACUGUGGAUUCCCAUCUUUGCUGCAGGAAUUAAGAGGCAGUAAUUGAAUAAUCAUCACAGGGAAUCAGUACAGUCAUGGUGUACCUGCACUUGACUGACAGCUUUUCUAUUAUUUGUAAAACCCAUGUAAACAGAACUACAAGAGUCCCCAGGACCGAGUUCUGAGGGGUAAGGGAUGAUGUCAUUUGUAAUCUGGAUGAGCUGAUGUUUCCGUUGUGAGUGUUAGAAUGUAAAGUAAGUAACAUUUUAGUUAUUUAAAUGUGUUAUAUUGACCUA
Molecule: messenger RNA, 3221 nt
Organism: Polyodon spathula (Mississippi paddlefish)
Lineage: Eukaryota; Metazoa; Chordata; Actinopteri; Acipenseriformes; Polyodontidae
Product: transmembrane protein 164-like
Exons: 6
Coding region: 159-1100 (313 amino acids)
Source: RefSeq, a predicted model, not a curated record